AUGAAGUUCUCCAUCGCAUUCAUCUCCGCCGCUAUUGCUGGCUCAGCCUUGGCUCGCCCCUCUACUCUUGCUGAACGUGUUCAGUCUCGUGCUGAUGGCACUCGCCGCCACAGGACUCAGCCUCUGGUCAAGGUUGGCAGCGACUUCAAGGAGAACGCCAAGUUCAUCGAGGGAUCCGACAACACCACUGCUCACGUCGAGUACUCAUCCAACUGGUCUGGUGUCGUUCUCGAGCAACCCUCAUCCGGCUAUUUCAAGUCCGCCACUGGUCGCUUCACCGUCCCCACUCCCAAGCACGUUGGCUCUGCCGGUACCGAGUCGUCCUCAGCCUGGGUCGGCAUCGACGGCGACUCCUGCGCCAGCGGUCUUCUCCAGGCUGGUAUCGACUUCACUGUGACCAGCUCAGGUGCUGUCUCCUACGACGCCUGGUACGAGUGGUACCCCGAUUACGCCUACGACUUCAGCAACUUCGCCGUCAGCGCUGGCAACGUCAUCCAAGUCGACAUCGUUGCUACCUCCACUACCAAGGGCACGGUCAAGCUCACCAACGUCAGCACCGGCAAGAGUGUCAGCCAGACUCUCAGCGCUCCCAGCGGCUCUGUCUUGUGUCGUCAGAAUGCUGAGUGGAUCGUCGAGGACUUCGAGCAGAAUGGCAGCCUUGUUGCUCUGAGCAACUUCGGCACUGUUGUCUUCACUCAGGCAAGCGCUGCUCUCAGCACCGGCGGAACUGAAGGUCUGAGCAGCGCUACUGUCAUCGACCUUAAGCAGGGUAGCACUGUCUAUACUGAUGUCACCAUUAACAGUGGCUCUCAGGUCACUGUCAAAUAUGUUUAG
This is a messenger RNA of Macroventuria anomochaeta, 834 nucleotides long. RefSeq lists its product as uncharacterized. Bases 1 to 834 code for a protein of 277 amino acids. Gene Ontology annotation, biological process: proteolysis. NCBI's taxonomy places the organism in Eukaryota, Fungi, Ascomycota, Dothideomycetes, Pleosporales, Didymellaceae. The record is from RefSeq and is a predicted model, not a curated record. The transcript has a single exon. Gene Ontology annotation, molecular function: glutamic-type endopeptidase activity.